Messenger RNA from Orbicella faveolata, 1993 nucleotides. Its product is annotated as glutamine synthetase 2, cytoplasmic-like. Gene Ontology annotation, molecular function: glutamine synthetase activity. NCBI's taxonomy places the organism in Eukaryota, Metazoa, Cnidaria, Anthozoa, Scleractinia, Merulinidae. Gene Ontology annotation, cellular component: cytoplasm. The record is from RefSeq and is a predicted model, not a curated record.
AUUCCCAUGUGACUAAUGAAUAUAAAUAACUUGUUCAUCGCAUUCUGCGAGAUAUUACUUUCGUUCCCUAGCGCGGGAAGAUCAAAAACUCUCCAAACGAUUCCAUUCACUGCCAGAAAAAUGACGGAAAGCAACCCUAUUCUCGACAAGUACAUGAGCCUUGAUCAAGGCGAGCGAGUCCAAGUCUUGUACGUUUGGAUUGACGGAACCGGCGAAAGUAUGCGCUGUAAAACAAAAACUGUGGAAGAAGAACCGAUGGCACCCGAAGACCUUCCAAUCUGGAAUUUCGACGGCUCUAGUUGUUAUCAGGCUGAGGGCUGUAAUAGUGACGUUUACCUUCAUCCAGUCGCUUUAUUCCGAGACCCUUUCAGACGAGGAAAGAAUAAGAUAGCGCUGUGUGAAACCUACAACUUCGAUCACAAACCUGGUGUGUCAAACCACCGAUCAUCAUGUCUUAACGCCAUGGAGAACGAGAAAGUGAAGGAUGCCAUCCCCUGGUUUGGCAUUGAACAAGAGUACACAUUGUUAGACAAGGAUGGACACCCCUUAGGGUGGCCCAAGGGAGGUUUCCCAGGUCCACAGGGCCCCUACUACUGUGCUGUUGGUACUGGAAAUGUUUUUGGAAGAGAUGUUGUAGAAGCUCACUACCGAGCCUGUCUGUAUGCUGGAGUUAAGAUUGCUGGAACUAAUGCUGAAGUCAUGCCUGCACAGUGGGAAUAUCAGGUGGGUCCUUGUGAAGGAAUCUCCAUGGGCGAUCAGUUGUGGAUGUCCAGGUUUCUGCUUCACCGUGUUUCAGAAGAUUUUGGUUUCAAGGUCUCUUUUGACCCUAAACCCAUGCCAGGAGACUGGAACGGAGCUGGGGCGCACACUAACUACAGUACCCUACCCAUGCGUGAAGAAGGUGGAAUUAAUUUUAUCUAUGCUGCCAUCGAGAAACUCUCUUCCUACCAUGAGUACCACAUCAGUAUGUAUGAUCCUAAGGGGGGAGAGGACAACAAACGUCGUUUGACAGGGCACCAUGAGACUGCUAGCUGGAAGAACUUCUCACACGGAGUAGCUAAUCGUGGUGCAAGCGUAAGAAUUCCUCGUCAGUGUGCUGAAGAUGGAUACGGUUACUUGGAAGACAGAAGACCAGCUUCUAACUGCGAUCCUUACAGAGUUACAGAGGCUAUUGUUAAAACAACCAUCAUGGGUCAUGCUUGACGGGCCUUGUAGUUGGCAAUCCUUUAUGGACAAGAGCUGCCAUUUAUCUAUUGAUUGACUCUUGCAUGUACUAGUUGUUAUGCUACAAAAACUUAGGGGAAAGUAGAACUCCUGUUUAUUUAAGUAUUUUUGUUUGGCUAUGUACAGGUUUAUGAACUAAUGAUUGAUGGGUUCCUUGUUCAUGUCAGCAUUAAUAAUAGUAAUUGUUGCCAAGAUUUCACUAAUUAUGCAUAAUGUUCCAUCAAAAGGAAGUGCUUUUUCUGGCAAGUUAUUUAGAGUUAGAUCAUUGGAUCUCAAACAACAUAAGUCUAUUUUAGUAAAUUCUAAAAAAUUUCUAUAAAUAUUUAUAAAUUAGAUUAUUUGCACUGUGUUUAGCAUGUGUGGGAAAAGGAUUGUGGUGUGAAUGACAAAUAGCAUUGCAAUAUAGCAGGAGUAUAGUUGAAUCUAAACUGUGCUCUUAUUGGCUGAUUUAAGGUCACAUGGGAAUGGCUAAAUCUCACUAUAUUCCAGUCUCCCACCAACCAGAGGAUACUUUGACUUUUGGUAAUUGUUAUUUCCUUAUUACCUUUCACUAAACCCCAGCUAUAAAACAGAACACUUAAUUAAACAAUUAGCUUUGUUUUCCCGUCAAUUCUUGAUGUUUGUCAGGACAAAGUAUAGUAUUGAACUGUUUGCAGUAAACAUCAUUUUUCUUUUGUUUAAAGUUAUUAAACAGAUUAAAUUAAUUAAGAGUUAUUGUAAGUAAUGUUAAAGAGUUAGUAGUUUAAUAAAAAGGUCAUUUUCUUCAGAA